AUGGUGGAAAAUAUUCCCGGGGGGGACACGUCCGGCCUUGACAACACCGAAGCACGUUUGUCUAUCGCUGAGAGUUGCUCUCACAGAGCUUAUCGGGAUUUUUUUUCAGUUGUUGAGCUCUGCACGCGCUAUGGCAGAGGCGGAUCCUCGGUCGUGUGGAUGGCCAAGUGCAUGACGACGGGGGAGAUAGUCGCUGUGAAACAGAUCAGACGGGAGAGAGGGUCUACAGCCUCGGCACUUCCGGUGGUGAACGAAGUCGAGCUGGCAGGCCGCUUGUUUUGUCCAGAAGGGCAGCCUAGAUUUGAUAGCGCGCGAUGGCCAGGGUGCGACCAUAUCGCGCGCUUCUAUGGCGUGACGCAAGGGAAGAAUUCCCUCUUUCUCGUACAAGAGUUCGCAGGCCUUCCUCUGUCGAAGCUUAUUCGGAGUAUCAAGGGAGAGUUUGUUGACAUGAGGCGAGUGUACCGAAUAGCGGAAAAGCCAUACUACACGGAAAUGAAAAGGAACCCGCGGAUCUUGAAGAGAAUUCUUCGCAACGUCCUGGAAGUUCUCGAACUUCUCAACCACAUUGGAUACGUCCACGCGGAUUUGAAGCCGGACAACAUUCUGGUCAAACGGUCAGAGGACGAGGGAAACUGCGGCGACGUCAAAGUCAUCGACUUCGGGUGCGCCUUCAGACAUGAAGAAGAGGGAGGGACUGUCAUGGCCACGCCGGAAUAUAUGCCGCCCGAGGCGUUGAGUAGUAGUUGCGGAAGUUCCGCUGAAAGAGAUGAAGACGGCAACGACCGCCAUCUGCCCGGCGGCUUCUUUGCGGGACACGCCAA
Rangifer tarandus platyrhynchus (Svalbard reindeer) is the source of this 821-nucleotide messenger RNA. The record is from the annotation of a GenBank genome assembly. Lineage: Eukaryota; Metazoa; Chordata; Mammalia; Artiodactyla; Cervidae.